Musca domestica (house fly) is the source of this 2028-nucleotide messenger RNA. Its product is annotated as alanine--glyoxylate aminotransferase 2, mitochondrial. Gene Ontology annotation, cellular component: mitochondrion. The record is from RefSeq and is a predicted model, not a curated record. Gene Ontology annotation, molecular function: pyridoxal phosphate binding; L-alanine:glyoxylate transaminase activity. NCBI's taxonomy places the organism in Eukaryota, Metazoa, Arthropoda, Insecta, Diptera, Muscidae. Gene Ontology annotation, biological process: glyoxylate catabolic process. The coding region runs from base 197 to 1756 and encodes 519 amino acids. The transcript is spliced from 5 exons.
UGCUGGUGUGGAAAGUAGCGGUCGUGUGAUUGUGUUUUUUUGUAGAUCAACAGCAGGUCUUUUGAUAACUUGAACGGAUCGUUUAACAUAACAAAAUAUCAACAAAGUGACAAUUUAAAAAAAGUUUUUUUUGUUAAAUAAAAAAUAUUAAUAUAAAUAAUAGAAUAUUUAAGAGUAGCUAAAUUGUCAGUGCAAUAUGAUGUCGCGUAAUAUUCUAGCCCAUUCCAGCCGCUUGAUACGUCCAGGACGCCAGCCAUCUCGCCGCACGUCAACUUUAAACUCCAAAGCCGCACCGGCCACAGUGACAGUGCUGCAAAAUGAAAUGCCUGAUUGUGAUCAUAAGCCGCCCACAUAUAAGGGACCCAGUUAUGAAAACAUCACGGAACUGAGGAGGAAUCAUUUGACACCCAAUAUACAAUCCUACUACAAGAAGCCUUUGCUGAUCAGCAGUGGUCAUAUGCAAUGGUUGUACGAUCAUGAUGGCAAUCGUUAUUUGGAUAUGUUUGGAGGUAUUGUGACCGUGUCCGUGGGUCAUUGUCAUCCAAAAGUCAACAAAGCCCUGGAGCAGCAAAUCAAGACCCUGUGGCACACCACCAACAUUUAUAUGCAUCCCAAAAUCCAUGAAUAUGCCCAAAAAUUGACAGCCAAAUUCCCUGGAAAUUUGAAGGCAGUUUGUUUUGUCAAUUCCGGCUCGGAGGCGAAUGACUUGGCCAUGCUCAUGGCCCGUCUACAUACCGGCAAUCAGGAUAUUCUAACCCUGCGCAAUUGUUAUCAUGGUAUGUCACCGUAUACCAUGGGAUUGACAGCCCAUUCAACAUGGCGUUUCCCCCUGGCCGGGGUAUCCAAUGGCAUACAUCAUGUCAUGAAUCCUGAUCCUUAUACCGGCAUAUGGGGUGGGGCCAAUUGUCGUGACUCUCCCAUACAAACAGAUCGGAAAUGUGAUUGUUCCGUGGAGACGGGAUGUAAGGCAACGGAUAUGUAUUACAAUGAAUUGGAGCAGACAUUUAAAUAUUCUCUGCCACGGGGAAAAGUGGCUGCCAUGUUUGCCGAAUCGAUUCAGGGUGUGGGUGGCACUGUACAAUUCCCCAAGGGUUAUAUUAAAAAGGCAGCUGAAUUGGUUCGGGCCAAUGGUGGAGUUUUUGUGGCGGAUGAGGUGCAAACCGGUUUUGGUCGUACCGGUGAUCAUUUCUGGGGUUUUGAGGGUCAUGGAAUUGUGCCAGAUAUUGUGACCAUGGCCAAGGGAAUUGGCAAUGGAUUCCCCAUGGCUGCCGUGGUAACCACUCCCGAAAUAGCCAAGUCCCUGGGCAUGGCCUUGCAUUUCAACACCUAUGGCGGUAAUCCCAUGGCCAGUGCUGUGGGUAUUGCCGUGCUCGAUGUCAUUGAAGAGGAACAGCUGCAAAAGAACUCCCUGGAAGUGGGUACCUAUUUCCUCAACAAAUUGGCCGAACUGAGGGAUAGCUACGAAAUUGUGGGUGAUGUUCGUGGCAAGGGGCUCAUGAUUGGUCUGGAAUUGGUUAGCGAUCGUAAAACCAAGGCACCGCUAGGAGUACCACAUGUCCUGGAGAUAUGGGAACAAUGCAAAGAUAUGGGUGUUCUCUUUGGUCGUGGAGGUCUCAACGGAAAUAUUAUGUGUCUAAAACCGCCCAUGUGCAUCACGAAAAACGAUGUUGAUUUUGCCGUUGGUGUUUUCGAAACUAUUUUAUCGAAUCAUUAUCUGAAAGAGCCACGAAAUUGGAGACAAUAUGAGAGGAAAUAAACAAAAAAACACAGUUUGAGUUAUAUAUUCGUAUUUUUUUUAAAUUUAUUUUUAUAGCAAUAUAUCUUCUUUAUCACACACACUAAUUUUAUGACAAUUUUUUCCAAUAACAACAAAUCACAUACCUUGUUUUUUUGUUUGUGACACAUUGUAUUUAUUUUUUAUUUCGUUUUUUAUUAUGCUUUUUGUGUCUGCUGUGUGUUGUUUUGUAUAUUUAAAAAAUAAGCUUAAUAUUUUUUGUUUUUAUAAAUAAAUGACAAAUUUUUACUCUA